Messenger RNA from Ricinus communis (castor bean), 5763 nucleotides. RefSeq lists its product as uncharacterized. Bases 251 to 5368 code for a protein of 1705 amino acids. The record is from RefSeq and is a predicted model, not a curated record. Gene Ontology annotation, molecular function: protein binding. The transcript is spliced from 10 exons. NCBI's taxonomy places the organism in Eukaryota, Viridiplantae, Streptophyta, Magnoliopsida, Malpighiales, Euphorbiaceae.
CUCCUCCUCUCCUCCUUCGCUCAAAACAAAUAGUAAUUAAAUAAAAAGAAGCGCAGGUUAGCUAAAAUACGCUGGUGAUUGUCCAAAGCCAAUCUUACCCUCUCUCUAACCACAAUAUCAGCCUCUCCUCUCUAUUGAAGUAUUGAUCAAAAUCAGAGAAGCUCCAAAAACAACAGCAGAAAAGAAGGAAAAGAAAAAGAAGAGAAGGAAAAAACACACAUACACGCAAAACCCCGAACAAAACCAAUCAAUGAAGCACACUUCAUCGGAGGCGGUUCCGUCGUCACCAGCACCACCACCAUCCGCCACCUCCGCUACAUCUCUAACAGACCAGUCACCCCCGGCAACUUCGUCCUCCUCAUCAACAAUAUCACCAGAAGACCUAGCGGUGGGGUCCACCAGAGACGGAAGUAACGGAGCACAAGAAAUGGUGACGGUGGAUCGAAAAGGUGAAUACGCCGCCGUAUGCAAAUGGACAGUAAAUAAUUUUCCUCGCAUAAAAGCUAGGGCGCUAUGGAGUAAAUAUUUCGAGGUAGGAGGUUACGAUUGUCGUCUACUAAUUUACCCUAAGGGCGACUCGCAAGCUUUGCCUGGUUAUAUCUCUAUUUAUCUUCAAAUCAUGGACCCUCGCGGUACCUCCUCUUCAAAAUGGGACUGUUUCGCUAGUUAUCGUCUAUCCAUUGUUAACCUAAUUGAUGAUUCCAAAACUAUUCAUCGUGAUUCGUGGCAUCGUUUCUCUAGUAAGAAAAAAUCACACGGCUGGUGUGAUUUCACACCUUCUAAUACUAUAUUCGAUUCGAAAUUAGGUUAUUUGUUUAAUAGUAAUAAUGAUUCUGUUCUUAUAACUGCGGAUAUUUUCAUACUCAAUGAAUCUGUUAGUUUCAUUCGCGAUAACAGUAAUAACAAUAAUAGCAAUAACAGCAACAAUAGUAAUAAUAACAAUGAGUUGCAAUCAGCAUCCUCGAAUGUGAGUUCCAUGAUAUCAUCAUCUGUUGUUGCUGGUCCGGUAUCUGAUGUUUUGAGCGGUAAAUUUACUUGGAAAGUGCAUAAUUUUAGUUUAUUUAAGGAGAUGAUUAAGACGCAGAAGAUUAUGAGUCCGGUUUUUCCAGCUGGUGAGUGUAAUUUGAGGAUCAGUGUUUAUCAGAGUUCAGUUAACGGACAUGAUUAUUUGUCUAUGUGUUUGGAGAGCAAGGAUACUGAGAAGACAGUUGUUUCUGAUAGGAGUUGUUGGUGUUUGUUUAGAAUGUCUUUGUUGAAUCAAAAGCCUGGAUCUAAUCAUAUGCAUAGGGACUCUUAUGGACGGUUUGCUGCAGAUAAUAAGACUGGGGACAAUACAAGUUUGGGGUGGAAUGAUUAUAUGAAGAUGUGUGAUUUUGUAGGGGCAGACUCAGGGUUUUUAGUGGAUGAUACUGCAGUUUUCAGUACUUCAUUUCAUGUGAUUAAAGAGUUUAGCAGCUUCUCAAAGAAUGGGGGUUUGAUUGGUGGGAGGAGUGGAAGUGGGGCAAGGAAAUCUGAUGGGCAUAUGGGUAAAUUUACUUGGAGGAUUGAGAAUUUUACGAGGUUGAAAGAUCUUUUGAAGAAGAGGAAGAUUACAGGUCUUUGCAUCAAGAGCAGGAGGUUUCAGAUUGGUAAUCGGGAUUGUCGUCUUAUAGUUUAUCCCCGAGGGCAGUCUCAGCCACCAUGCCACCUUUCAGUGUUUCUUGAAGUUACAGAUUCGCGAAAUACUUCCAGUGAUUGGAGUUGUUUUGUGAGCCAUCGCCUGUCAGUGGUGAACCAGAGGAUGGAGGAGAAGUCUGUCACGAAGGAAUCUCAGAAUCGCUAUUCCAAAGCUGCAAAAGAUUGGGGUUGGCGUGAAUUUGUGACUCUUACUAGCCUAUUUGAUCAGGAUUCUGGAUUUCUAAUUCAGGAUACAGUUGUAUUCUCUGCGGAGGUUCUCAUUUUGAAAGAGACAUCAGUGAUGCAGGAUUUUACUGAUCAGGAUGUUGAGGUAACUAUUCCUGGGAACCAGAUUGAUAGGGCUGGGAAAAGAAGUUCAUUUACAUGGAAGGUGGAAAAUUUCUUGUCUUUUAAAGAAAUAAUGGAAACCCGGAAAAUUUUCAGCAAGUUCUUUCAAGCUGGUGGAUGCGAGCUUCGGAUUGGUGUGUAUGAAUCCUUUGACACCAUUUGUAUUUAUUUAGAGAGCGAUCAGUCAGUUGGUAGUGAUCUGGAUAAAAAUUUUUGGGUCAGAUAUCGGAUGGCUGUGGUUAAUCAAAAGAAUCCUGCCAAAACUGUGUGGAAGGAGUCUUCUAUUUGUACAAAGACAUGGAAUAAUUCUGUCCUGCAAUUUAUGAAGGUGUCUGAUAUGUUAGAAGCAGAUGCAGGUUUCCUUGUGCGUGACACUGUUGUUUUUGUUUGUGAGAUAUUGGACUGCUGUCCUUGGUUUGAGUUCUCAGAUCUAGAGGUUUUGGCCUCUGAGGAUGAUCAGGAUGCAUUAACAACUGAUCCUGAUGAACUUAUUGAUUCUGAAGACAGUGAAGGAAUAAGUGGAGAUGAAGAAGAUAUCUUCAGAAACCUUCUUUCUAGAGCUGGUUUUCACCUCACAUAUGGAGAUAAUCCUUCACAACCACAGGUUACAUUAAGAGAAAAGCUUCUAAUGGAUGCUGGUGCAAUUGCUGGUUUUUUGACAGGAUUACGUGUGUAUCUUGAUGAUCCUGCUAAAGUAAAACGUUUGCUUCUCCCAACGAAGCUUUCUGGUAACAAUGAUGGAAAGAAGGGUGCAAAAGCUGAUGAAUCUUCCCCCAGCUUGAUGAAUCUAUUGAUGGGAGUUAAGGUUUUGCAGCAAGCAAUUAUAGAUCUACUUCUGGACAUCAUGGUUGAAUGCUGUCAACCUUCAGAAGGAAGUUGCAAUGAUGAUUCAUCUGAUGUGAACUCAAAGCCUUCUGUUGAUGGCAGUGGUGCUGCCAGUCCAUUGGAAUCUGAUAGGGAAAGUGGAGCAACAGAAUCUGCUCAAUUUCCUGUAUAUGAGAGACUGGAUUCUAGUGUAGAUGAUACUACUAGUGCUUCUGCUGUACAAAGCUCUGAUGCGAAUGGCAUUGAUGUGCAUGGAAAAGCUCUUCCUGGACAGCCUACUUAUCCACCAAUAACGGUGGCUGGCGGUUCAUUGGAAAAUGCUUCUCUUCGCUCUAAGACCAAGUGGCCAGAACAAUCUGAGGAGCUGUUAGGAUUGAUUGUAAACUCACUGAGAGCCCUUGAUGGAGCAGUUCCACAAGGUUGUCCUGAGCCCAGACGAAGGCCUCAGUCCGCUCAAAAGAUUGCUCUUGUAUUGGAUAAAGCUCCGAAACAUCUGCAGCCAGACCUAGUAGCUUUAGUUCCCAAGUUGGUUGAGCAUUCAGAGCAUCCUCUUGCAGCUUGUGCUCUUCUCGAAAGACUCCAAAAGCCUGAUGCAGAGCCUGCAUUGCGGAUGCCUGUUUUUGGUGCUCUUAGUCAACUUGAAUGUGGCAGUGAUGUUUGGGAGCGUCUUUUAUAUCAAUCUUUUGAGCUUUUGGCUGACUCAAAUGAUGAACCUCUUGCUGCGACCAUAGACUUCAUAUUUAAAGCUGCAUCCCAGUGCCAACACCUUCCUGAAGCAGUCAGGUCUGUUCGAGUUAGGCUAAAACACUUGGGUGCUGAGGUCUCACCUUGUGUCAUGGAUUUUUUGAGUAAAACUGUAAAUAGCUGGGGUGAUGUUGCUGAAACUAUACUUAGAGAUAUUGAAUGUGAUGAUGACUUUGGGGAUGACAGUUCAGCAGUCCCUUGUGGUCUUUUCCUGUUUGGUGAAAAUGGGCCAACUCCUGAAAGGUUGCAUGUGGUGAAUGAGCAGGCUUUCCAUGCUGCAUGUCAUUUUUCUGAUAUUUAUAUUUUGAUUGAGAUGUUAUCUAUACCUUGUCUUGCUGUUGAAGCUUCUCAAACAUUUGAGAGAGCUGUAGCUCGAGGGGUAAUUGUGGCUCAAUCUGUAGCCAUGGUCUUGGAAAGGCGUCUCGCUCAGAGAUUGAAUUUCAAUGCCAGAUACGUUGCUGAGAAUUUUCAGCAUGGAGACGGUGUGAUAGAAGGGGAAGCCAGUGAACAGCUGAGAAUCCCAAGGGAUGAUUUUAAUGUUGUUCUUGGUCUUGCUGAGACGUUGGCCCUUUCAAGGGACCCGUGUGUGAAAGGGUUUGUGAAAAUGCUGUACACAAUAUUGUUCAAAUGGUAUGCUGAUGAAUCCUACAGAGGGAGGAUGGUAAAGAGACUGGUUGAUCAUGCCACCAGUGCUACUGAUAAUAGUCGUGAUGUGGAUUUGGACUUGGAUAUAUUAGUUAUUCUAGUCUGUGAGGAGCAAGAAAUUGUUAAACCUGUUUUGAGCAUGAUGCGGGAGGUUGCUGAACUUGCAAAUGUUGAUAGGGCAGCUCUUUGGCACCAGUUAUGUGCUAAUGAGGAUGAAAUUAUUCACAUGCGUGAAGAGAGGAAGGCAGAAAUUUCUAGUAUGGUUCGGGAAAAAGCUGUUCUAUCACAAAAAUUGGCUGAAUCAGAGGCCACUAACAAUCGACUCAAGUCUGAAAUGAGGGCUGAGAUGGAUCGCUCAGUUCGGGAAAAGAAGGAGCUUGCUGAACAAAUGCAAGAAGUUGAAAGUCAGCUUGAGUGGCUACGCUCAGAGCGGGAUGAUGAAAUUGCCAAGCUUACUGCCGAAAAGAAAGUUCUUCAGGAUCGUCUGCAUGACGCAGAAACACAGCUCUCUCAGUUGAAGUCUCGGAAACGGGAUGAAUUGAAGAGAGUGGUAAAGGAGAAAAAUGCUCUUGCUGAAAGGCUGAAGGGUGCUGAGGCUGCACGUAGAAGAUUUGAUGAAGAACUGAAACGAUAUGCAACAGAGAAUGUGACUCGGGACGAAAUCCGACAGUCGUUGGAGGAUGAAGUUCGGAGGUUGACUCAAACAGUUGGGCAAACUGAAGGAGAAAAGAGGGAAAAGGAAGAACAGGUUGCUAGAUGUGAAGCAUAUAUUGACGGGAUGGAAUCAAAAUUGCAAACAUGCCAGCAAUAUAUUCACACCCUGGAGACUUCACUUCAAGAAGAAAUGUCGCGGCAUGCUCCUCUUUAUGGUGCUGGGUUGGAAGCUCUAUCGAUGAAAGAGUUGGAGACGAUAUCACGUAUUCAUGAGGAAGGGCUCAGGCAGAUCCAUGCUCUCCAACAACGCAAAGGGAGUCCAGUUGCCAGUCCUCUUGUGAGUCCCCACACCCUACCACACAGUCAUGGUUUGUACCCUGCUGCUCCACCUCCAAUGGCAGUUGGAUUACCUCCUUCACUUAUCCCUAAUGGUGUUGGAAUCCACAGUAAUGGCCAUGUAAAUGGUGCAGUCGGGCCCUGGUUCAACCACACAUAAAUUUUAGAGUUGUAAGGUUGGAAAGAGGAGAGCGUGGGGGUGCAUAUGCUCAUCUCAAUGUGAUGGGAUGUUCUUUUUUCUUGAGCUAUUUCUUGGCAUUUUGACUGGUGGGACUGUUGGAACACUUGAAAGAAAAGAAUAAUACAUAUAUUAUCAAGUGAGAGAGGGGAGGGGAGGGGAAGUGCUUUAGAAAUUGAAAGUGAGAAGUGAGAAGUGAGUCCGAUAGAACUAACAGUUGCAAAUGCCAUACUUUAAUUUGCUUCUCUUUGAUAAAAGUUCAAUUAUAGGCCUCUUAAAAAGUUGUGUUUGAUCAAGGGUUUCACUUUAAAGCCUUUGGUCGUUCCUUUGCCUUCUAAAAGUAAUUUAAUCGAAUCAUCCAAGCCCACUUUUGUUUC